Messenger RNA from Boeremia exigua, 4257 nucleotides. Its product is annotated as leptomycin B resistance protein pmd1. Gene Ontology annotation, biological process: transmembrane transport. The transcript has 2 exons. NCBI's taxonomy places the organism in Eukaryota, Fungi, Ascomycota, Dothideomycetes, Pleosporales, Didymellaceae. The record is from RefSeq and is a predicted model, not a curated record. Gene Ontology annotation, cellular component: membrane. Gene Ontology annotation, molecular function: ATP hydrolysis activity; ATP binding; ABC-type transporter activity. The coding region runs from base 262 to 4203 and encodes 1313 amino acids.
CGCUCCGAGCGACACGUCCGCUCUCUCCACCACUCAGCGCCACCCACGACGGACCCAACAUCCACUCUGCAUGUUUUCACGCGAGGCUAUACCCGUUGACGUUAUGCACAUGCCCGCCCACUACGUCGAUCGCAGCCAUCGCGGCUUGGACGGGGCACAGCACCCUUGUAGUCCCCCUGUAGACGUGUCUGGAAAACUUCAUCCCUUCGCGACGUUGAGUGAGCCUCCAACAUCAGAGUUCGACCUGGUUUCGUGAGCACGAUGGCGAUCAAGAAGCCAUCCCUUACGCCGUAUCUGGCCUUUUUCAGACUCCUCUUCUACGCAGAUCCAACCUGGCUUGACAAGCUUCUCGUCGCUACCGGAGCUGUAUUUGCCAUUGCAGCUGGUGUGCCGUUUCCGCUUAUUGGUAUCGUUUUCGGCCAACUUGUCGACGACAUUAACGAUGCAACUUGCAGCAACCGUGAAGGCGCGGGGGCCAAUGGGGACAUGUCAUCGAUAAACGAGAAAGUCCUCCUCCUUGUGUACAUCGCGAUUGCGAGUUUCGCCUGUAUCUACAUUCACCUGGUGUGCUGGAACAUAGCGUCACAACGGCUAGCACAACGUAUCCGAGACCGUUAUCUCCGGAAUCUCCUACGACAGGAUCUCGCCUUUUUCGACAAUCUUCAAUCAGGAGAAGUGUCCUCUCGUCUCAAUGGCGAUAUUUCCGCCAUCGAAGGUGGCACAGGAGAGAAGGUUGGCGUCGCCUUGACUUGUCUUUCGUUCUGCGUGACAGCAUACAUUGUUGGUUUCAUCAAGAAUGCUGAGCUUGCGGGGAUGCUUGUUUCUUUGAUCCCUGCUUUCCUUCUCAUGGCAGUGAUCGGCGGACGCUACGUUGGUAAAUACACAGUCAGCCUUGGAGGAUACUUUGGAUCAGCCAGCGCACUCGCGUCUGAGGCGUUGAGCAACAUUGGUCUCGUCCACGCCCUCGGUGCUAAUGAGAGACUGGAGAAGAAGUUCCGCGACCACCUGGGUAAUGCUCGCCAUGCUGGUAUUCGCAAAGCUAUCGCUGCAGCUGCAAUGGCAGGGAUGCUAUACUUCAUUGCCUUCUCGGCCAGUGCGCUUGGAUACUGGCAGGGUAGUAAAAGGAUUGCCGACACUGUUGACGGCAGGGGUAACGACACGAUCGGAGAGAUCUACACCGUCACCUUCAUUCUACUUGAUGGUGCCAUUGUUCUUAGUCAAAUUGCACCCAUGCUUCCGCUCUUUGGAGGUGCCAUCAGCGCAUUUGACCGACUGCGCAAGGACAUCGAGACUGAACCUACCAUUGACAACACCUCAACAUCUGCCGAGAAGCCUGAUACCGUUGAUGGCCAACUCGCUUUCCGCAACGUCGAGUUCACUUACCCUUCGAGGCCGGAUCACCCUGUUCUGAAUGGUAUUUCCAUUGAUUGCGAGGCUGGUAAGCUCACUGCUAUCGUCGGUUUGUCUGGCAGUGGUAAGUCAACGAUUGCCAGUCUCAUCAGCCGCUUCUACGACCCAUUGGCCGGCGAUGUCCUCCUUGACGGGCGCAACAUCAAGGACAUAAACGUCAAAUCUUUGCGAGGAUUCAUCAGUCUUGUUCCCCAAGAACCGUCUCUCUUGGACAGGUCAAUUCUGGAGAAUAUUGCACUUGGGCUCGUCAACUCGCCUGCUCACUCUCGCUUCGAAAAGGUGCUCCUCAGCAACACCUUGGCCGACCUCACUCAGGAUGUCCGAAACGGGGAAGACCUUGGCAAGGCCGCCGAGAAAGCUGGGCCCGAGGUAGCUGAGAUUCUGCGUCUUGUGCAGCACGCAGCAGACUUGGCCGACGUCGCCGUCUUCAUUGAUCGUCUGGAAUUUGGCUUUGCGACACUCGUGGGUUCAAGUGGAAGUCUCGUCAGCGGUGGCCAAAAGCAGAGAGUUGCUCUUGCCCGUGCUCUUGUCCGCGAUCCAAAAAUCCUCAUCCUCGACGAGGCUACCGCCGCCCUCGAUUCGGCCAGUGAGCAGCGUAUUCAAGCUGCUAUCGAUCGCGCAUCGCAGGGUCGAACUGUCAUUUCAAUCGCUCAUCGUCUGUCGACCAUCCGCAAUGCUUCCAAGAUCAUUGUCAUGAAGAAGGGCGAUAUCAUUGAGCAAGGUACACACGAUGAACUUUUGGCAUUGGACGGCUCCUAUGCAGACAUGAUCCGUCUGCAAACCGUGAAGGUAUCCGAGGAUGGCGCUUCAAGCUCAAGAACAAGCCUGGACUAUGAUGAUGAGAUCGACAUUGCCAAGAACGAGCACUCGACUUCGACUGUUGCCGACACAGACGCACUUCCCGAAAAGGCGGCUGCGGAACCAGAGCCAUUGAAGGGGGCUAACGGCGAGAUCGUUGCCAGGUCAAUCUCAAAAACGAUGGGGCCUAUGAUCCGACCGUACCUGCUUCUACUCCUACUGGCUUUCUUGGGUGCUCUUGUCGUCGGCGGACAGUACACAGCAUCCGGAAUGCUGUUCGGUAAUGUUAUGGGUGUUAUGUCGCCUUGCAACCCAUCGGACUAUAUUAGAUCACAAGGUGCACUGCUUGCGGGCAUGUGGUUCAUGGUCGCAUGCGUCGCCUUCCUGGCCAAUUUCACGAGCUGGGCCACCUUCGGCCUUAUUUCUGAACGUCUGAUCUACAAGGUACGCGUUUUGUCAAUGCGCUCUCUCCUGCAGCAACCCCUGCAAUGGCAUGAGUCCGAAGGCAGGAACCCCAACCAACUCUUGGAGUACAUCACAAAAGACGGAAACUCAUUAGCCGGGUUCAGUGGCUCUAUUGUCGGCACCCUGUUCUCAGUUGUUGUCAACUUCAUUGCGGCUAUCAUCCUUUCUCAUAUCGUCGCAUGGAGAAUCGCCGUUGUAUGCUUGGUCAUUGUUCCGUUACUGCUCGGAGCCGGCUACAUGCAGCUUCGGGCGAUCGGCAAGUUUGCCGUGAAGCAUGCAGGCGCGUUCUCGUCGUCCAUCGGAGUCACAAUCGAGGCUGUGGCAAACAUCCGUACUGUUCAUGCUCUGUCGAUUGAGGAAGAAAUCAUCCAGACCUACCGCAGAUCUCUUGUGGCGCCUCGCAAAGAGAUGGUGAAGCAGAGCUUCAAAACCAACAUAUGGCUCGCUGUUGCCAAUUCCUGCGGCAGCUUCAUUUACGCUUUCGCGUACUGGUGGGGCUCUAAGAACAUCAUCGAGGGCCGUUACGACCAGACCGCUUUCUUCAUCAUUCUCAUAUCUAUGCUCCUCUCGGCACAGUUAUGGGGCCAGCUUUUCACCCUUGCUCCCGAGCUCUCCAAAGCCAAGGCUGCUAUCUCGCGUAUCUGCGGAGUGGUGGAUCUUGGUGACGAUCCUUCAGGCGCUGCGUCUAGCGGAUCGUCCCUGGAUCUUGAUUCCGUUGACAAGGAGAAGCGCGAUAUCGAGGCGCUUGCUGACCCACACACACCUGCCGUUGUCGGCGGUGGCGCCCGCGUGGUAUUCAAGGAUGUGCAAUUCUCCUACCCUGCCCGUCCCAGUGUGCCGGUACUGACAUCGUUGUCACUUUCCAUCCAGCCAGGUCAGUUCUGUGCUCUUGUUGGACCCUCGGGUGCAGGUAAGAGCACAGUUCUUGCCCUGCUUGAGCGUUUCUACUCGCCCUCUGCUGGAAGCAUAUCCAUAAACGGCAUGGACAUCUCACGCCAUCAUGGUACAUCGUUCCGCGACGAUAUCGCAUAUGUACCACAGAAUAACGUCCUAUUCCAAGGCAGCAUCAAGUUCAACAUUGCUUUGGGCGCUCGACCUGGUCACGAGCCUUCUGAUGCAGAGAUUCAGGAGGCUUGUGAGCUGGCCAACAUCCACCAGACCAUUGUAGAAUUACCACAAGGAUACGACACCGAAUGCGGUGCCAAUGGGUCGCAACUGUCCGGCGGACAACGUCAGCGACUGUCGAUCGCGCGUGCGCUCGUUCGCAAGCCCAAAUUGCUUCUUCUCGAUGAGAGCACCAGUGCUCUUGACGCAGAGAGCGAGAAGGCUUUAGAACUCGGUCUAGAGCGUGCUGUCAAGGGUCAAGGUGUUACCGUUAUUGCGAUUGCGCAUCGACUACGAACCAUCGCCCGAGCCGAUGUCAUCUUCAUGGUGGAAGGGGGUAAAGUGGUUGACCAAGGUCGACAUGAAGACCUUGUGCAGAGAAGCGAGAGCUAUCGCGUCAACGCUCUCCACCAAAUGCUGGGUUAGCAUUUCGACACUCCCUUGGUGUACGAUACAUGAUAUCAUUUAAUAGACACGUAA